CUCCCGCCUCGAUACGCUUCCUUAGCAACGGGUUGCCUUUGGCAACAGGAGGACGCGGGGCCCUUGGCUGGGUUUCCCGCGCCUUCCUACACCUGCUUACCGUAGAAGGCGCAGGCCGAACCAUGUCGGAGAUUCUGUGCCAGUGGCUCAACCAGGAGGUGAAGGUGUCCCAGACCGUGAGUCCCAAGUCAUUUGCAAAGUCAUUUUCCAGUGGUUAUCUAAUUGGAGAAAUUCUGCACAAGUUUGAACUUCAGGGUGAUUUUUCAGAAUUUUCAGAAAGCAGAGUUUCAAAUGCCAAACUUAAUAAUUUUUCUCGCCUGGAGCCAACACUUCACCUUCUGGGUGUGCAGUUUGAUCAGAAUGUGGCCCACAACAUCAUCACGGAAAAGCCUGGGGCGGCAACAAAACUUUUGUAUCAGUUGUACAUUGUUCUUCAGAAAAAGAAGAAAAGUGGACUGACUGGAGUGGAAAUACAAUCCAUGCAACCCCCGGCAAACAUCAGACAGCAAAGCAUGAAAAGUGAGGCUUUUCAAGAUAGACUUACAAACCUGAUACCACUGAUUCAAACUGAUUUCAAUCUGAUGCGGGUUACACACAGGUUUCGAGAAAAAUAUAAACACAUGAAAGAAGAUCUUGUCUGCAUGCAUUAGAAACUUGAAAAAUUUCAAAAACUCAAGGAAGAACAAAGAUGUUUUAAUAUUGAAAAGCAACGCUUGAGCAGAAGACGACAAAAUGAAAUAAUGGCCAAAAUCCAAGCAGCUAUCAUACAGAUUCCUAAACCUGCAUCAAAUCGUACUUUGAGAGCACUUGAGGCCCAAAAAAUGAUGAAAAAGAAAAAAGAGGCAGAGGAUGUGGCUAAUGAGAUUAAGAAGUUUGAAGCCUUAAUAAAAAAGAAUCUCCAAGCCAAAGAAAGUGCCUCCAAGACUUCUUUAGAUACAGCCGGCCAGAAAACUACUGAUUUGUUAAACACUUAUUCGGAUGAUGACUAUAUUAAAAAAAUCCAAAAGCGCCUUGAGGAGGAUGCUUUUGCACGAGAGCAAAGGGAGAAAAGACGGCGGAGACUGUUAAUGGACCAGUUAAUAGCCCAUGAAGCACAAGAGGAGGCAUAUCGGGAGGAGCAGUUGAUUAAUCGGCUGAUGCGGCAGUCCCAGCAGGAGCGCAGGAUCGCUGUGCAGCUGAUGCAUGUUCGGCAUGAAAAGGAAGUUUUAUGGCAGAACAGAAUUUUCCGAGAAAAACAAUAUGAAGAAAGACGACUUAAAGAUUUCCAGGAUGCUCUUGAUCGGGAAGCGGCUUUGGCCAGACAAGCCAAGAUUGAUUUUGAAGAACAAGCCAUCAGAGAGAAGGAAAUUCAUGAACAGAUUGCUGUGGAAAGAGCUCAAGCUCGUUACAAAAAGCAUUACACUAUAUGUGCAGAAAUUUUGGAUCAAAUACUUGAUUUGUCCACUAAGGUGGCAGACUACCGAAUGUUGACAAAUAAUAUGAUUCCAUAUAAGUUGAUGUAUGACUGGAAGGAACUGUUUUUUAAUGGAAAGCCCAUAUAUGAGCAAGCCUCCAUUAAGCAUCUACCAGCUAAGCCCUCUGCAGAACAACUUACAGAACUGGAUAAGAGGGACUUGCUCGAUAGCAAUGAUUAUGAAGAAUAUAAGAACAUGGUUGGAGAGUGGGCCUUACCAGAAGAAAUGGUAGAAAAUUUACCACCCUCCAACAAUAGCAUAUUGGGUCACGUGAUUCACAGAUUAGUUGAAAAAUCUCAUCCUCCUCAAGUCAAAUCAACAGUAUCAGAAUUACCUUCAUUUGCUAUUAAAGGGUGCUUACUGGGGAAAACAUUUAGUGGAAAAACCACUGCUCUAAAGGCUCUACAAAAAGACUUUCCUAUUCAGAUACUUUCUAUUGACACUCUUGUCCAAGAAGCUAUCAAAGCAUUUCAUGACAAUGAAAAAAUCAGUGAGGCUCUACCAAUUGAGAAAGAAGCUGAAGAAAAGACUCCACCAGUUCUGCAAGAGAAGAGCAAAGAAAUCCAGGAUCUGCAGAAUGUGUCUUCACCUUAUCCAGCUUCAGAGGAAGCAUUGCCAGAAACAGAAGAUAAAACUAUACUUAGUACCGAUACAAAUAAAAUUAUAAACGUUGAAGAAGUCAAAUCAAGUGAUAGUUUCUCUGAACUGACUGUGCGUGCUCGGCUUGGUGCAAAAUCAGAAAAGUUGCUGAAGAAAGGAAAGAGUAUUUCUGACAUGUUGCUAGUUAACAUCUUGGUAAAUGCUAUUAAUGAGAUACCUGUGGAUCAAGGAUGGGUCUUGGAUGGUUUUCCAAUGACGUUAAACCAAGCAAAGCUUUUGGAGGAAGCUCUCACAGGCUGCAGCAGAGAGGUUCUAGAACUGGAGGAAAAGAGAGCACAAAUAUCCACGUUGGCUAUUGAUCCUACAACCUCCAAAGAAGUGCCUCCUCUGCCUUCUGCAUUUGAUUUUGUCAUGUUAUUAGAUAUUUCUGAUAAUUCCUUGCUGGAUCGCAUGAAUGACACAAUGACUGAAGCAUUUUCAAGUGAAACUCCUCAUGAAGACAUCACUCAAUGUGUAGCUGCUGAAAACCAAGAUAUGGAUGAGGACCAGAAUUUAAGAGAUCAGAUUCAGCAUAGGAUUAUAGGCUUCUUGGACAACUGGUUUUUAUUGGAGCAGUGGUUUACAGAGCCAGAAAAUAUUUUGAUAAAAAUCAAUGCUGAAGUAGAUAAACAGUCUUUAUGCCAUAAAGUAAAAGAAAUGUUUAUGACAGAAAUAAUGAAAAAAGAGAAUAAAGUUAAAAAGAAGUUAGAAGAAAAGGAAGCUGAGAAAAAAGAAGUCCCCCUGGCUGAGCCUCCGUCUCCUCCUCCCCCUCCCCUUCCUUCUCUUGAGCCAGAAAAGGAGAAGGAAACCCAUUCACAAACUCCUCCAGCAAAAGGGAAACCACCAUCAGAGUCCUUGCAUGGUAAGCAAGAAUCUCUUCAGGAAGGAAAAGGGAAGAAAGGUGACACUUCACUCAAAAGAAAAGGUUCUCCUAAAGGAAAAUCACCAGGAGGGAAAGCGCCAGUAAAGAAAUCACCUGCCGAUUCUACAAAUGUGUCACCUGUUCCCAUAGUGCCACCACCACCUAAGCCAGGAGCCGAAGAAUGGGUCUACGUGAAUGAACCAAUUCCUGAGGAAAUACCUUCCUUUUUAGUACCUUACUGGGAACUAAUAGAAAAUUCCUAUAUAAACUCCAUCAAAACAGUACUCAGGCAUCUGAGAGAAGAACAGCAUUCUGUGAUUUCUUACUUAUAUGAAGUUAGAACAAAUUUCCAGCAUUUUCUGCGGCGUCCAGAUCACAAACAAGAUUUUGUAUCUCAAUGGCAGGCUGAUUUCAAUGCUCUUCCUGAUGACCUGUGGGAUGAUGAGGAAACAAAGUCUGAACUACACCAAAGAGUAAAUGAUUUACGAGACCGCCUGUGGGACAUCUGUGAUGCUCGGAAGGAAGAAGCAGAGCAGGAGCGUCAGGAUAUCAUUAACGAGAGCUGGUUGCAGGACUCAAUCGGAAUAACGAUGAACCAUUUCUUCUCAUUAAUGCAGGCAGAACUGAACCGUUUCCAAGAUACAAAGAGACUCCUUCAAGAUUAUUACAGGGGAAUGGAAGGCAAAAUCCCAGUUGAUGACAUUAAGAGAUUUACUCGAGUCCCAUUGGUCCAACUGGAUGGUAGAGACAUUUUGGAGAGCCAGCUUCGAAUUCCUCUAAUUUCUCGAAUAUCCAUAUCCCCGGAUUCAGCUAUGUCCAAACCAAAAACAAAGGCCAUACUGAAGGGCAAGAUCGAUUACUCACUGGAAACUGUUGAGGCAAACUUUGAGGCAGAUGAGAAGUUGCUAAUGGACACCUGGCAGCAGGCUUCUUUAGCAAUAUCUCACAUGGUUGCUGCUGAAAUUCAUCAGAGGCUCAUGGACGAAGAGAAGGAAAACCUGCCAGCAGACACAAAAGAGAAAUCUCCUCAGAUGGGUACAAAUAAAAAAGUCGUAAAGGAACCACCCAAGAAGAAAAAGGCAGACAAAAAAGCAAAAGGCAAAUCACCGCCAAUGGCAGAGGCUGCGCCUGUGACAGGGACAGCAGAGGAGAUUGCCCAAAUGGAAAAGAGAAAAGAACUGAUGCUCAGAAUCAAGGAAGAACACCUUGCUGCCCUGCAAUUUGAAGAGAUAGCCACACAGUUCCGGCUUGAACUGAUAAAGACAAAAGCAUUGGCUUUUCUUGAAGAUUUCUUAACAAAGGUGGUCGAUGUAUAUAAACUCUUGGAAAAGUGGCUUGGUGAGAGGUACUUGAAUGAAAUGGCCAGUGUGGAAAAAUUAACCGAGGUGGCUCGCUAUCACAUUGAAACAUCUACAAAAAUUCAGAAUGAACUUUAUUUAAGCCAAGAAGAUUUCUUCAGUAAUGGCGAUAUGAAAGUCUUUCCAGACCCCCCUCCCCCAGUACGCCCCCCACCUGUAGAAAAGGAAGAAAAUGGCACCCUGACCAUUGAACAGCUUGAUAGUCUUCGAGAUCAGUUCUUAGAUACCGCACCUAAAGGCAUAAUAGGACAUAAAGCAUUUACUGACAUCCUGCUGGAUCUGGUAACCCUAAACCUUGGAACAAACAACUUACCUGGUAGUUGGAUGCACCUCACUCAACCCGAAUUGCAGGAGUUAACAUCUUUAUUAAUAGUAAACUUGGAGUUUGUGGACUGGCGGAAAUUCCUAUUAGUAAUCUCGAUGCCUUGGAUCAUACCCAUGGAGGAAGAGCUCCUCAAGACCCUGCAGAGGUUCAAGGCCGUGGAUGAAGAGCAGCUGGGCACCAUCACUUUCGAGCAGUAUAUGCAGGCUGGUCUGUGGUUUACAAAAGAUGAAGAUAUAAAAAUUCCAGACAAUCCUCUUGAACCCUUGCCAUUCAAUAGGCAAGAGCAUCUUAUAGAGUUUUUCUUUAGGCUAUUUGCUGACCAUGAGAAGGAUCCACCUCAACUUGACUACACACAGAUGCUGCUUUAUUUUGCUUGUCAUCCAGAUGCUGUGGAAGGUGUCUAUAGGGCCCUCAGUGUGGUCAUCGGGACUCAUGUCUUCCAGCCAAUCGAAACUCUUCCUGUUAUUGCAGAAAAGAUCUCCUCCUUGACUGACAUGAGUCCAGUUGAGGAAUAUCCUGAACUCGAGGGAAACUUUGUGAGUGAGGAAAGGGAACUAAGAGAAGACGGGGAGCGAAAGGAAGAAAUCCCUGAGUAUGUGAACACUGAAAAGAUUUCCAUGGAAAAACUACUCAAAGUGUUCCAAGGAGGAAAAGAAGUACAGGAUGCUAACAGAUUUGCCAGCCACGUACAGAUAGAGAACGCUUACUCAGAGAACUUCGUAAAAGUAUUUCAAGACCUAGGUGCCAAGAAUCUGGAGCCAGUUGAAGUUGCUGUUCUUCUGAAGCAUCCUUUUAUUCAAGAUCUGAUUUCAAAUUAUUCAGACUAUAAAAUCCCUGAUAUUAAAAUAAUUCUCCAAAGGAGUGAGCAUGUACAAGGAAGUGAUGGAGAGAGAUCUCCUUCGAGACUUACAGAAGAAAAGAAAUGAAGACAAGAGUGUGAUUUUUAUAAUUUGACAACGAAUCUUGCAAACAUCAAUGUAAACAAGGUGUUGGUCAUAUAUGUUGUCAUUGUAGGUAUAGAAAUGACCCCUACCAGGUUAUGAGGAGCAAUGAAAAGGGGGCCUUCCUUAACUCAGAGAAUAUUCUAUAAUAAACCUUAAUUACAGAGCAAAAAUCCAAAUAAAGAAGGAAUGCAUUUUGAAGUGAUUCUGAAAAUAGAAGGCAUCAGACAAUAUGUUCAAAAAUAAACACACACAUAAGUCAUGAAAAGUCCCUCUGAGAAGUAAGGAAACAUUAAGCAAACAUGGUGAAAAUCCCCCGAAGCUCCACAUCAGGGAAGUACUGAUAUGUACAUUUUGUCGUUCUUGCUCCACAUGCAGUAGAAUUCUAAGGUCCAUCCCACUAGCCAAAGAGAAGGAUGCAUCAUCAACUGCUGGUACAGCCACCUCCUAUCAUCUAUUCCUAACCCUUCCCUAAUAUAAUACAAUGUUUCCCAAAUAGAUGGAUGUAUUUGCACAAUUAUAU
Molecule: messenger RNA, 6102 nt
Organism: Mirounga angustirostris (Northern elephant seal)
Lineage: Eukaryota; Metazoa; Chordata; Mammalia; Carnivora; Phocidae
Gene: SPEF2
Product: sperm flagellar 2
Biological process (GO): sperm axoneme assembly
Cellular component (GO): manchette; sperm midpiece
Molecular function (GO): protein binding
Source: RefSeq, a predicted model, not a curated record